Molecule: messenger RNA, 834 nt
Organism: Telopea speciosissima
Lineage: Eukaryota; Viridiplantae; Streptophyta; Magnoliopsida; Proteales; Proteaceae
Product: vacuolar sorting protein 39-like
Exons: 2
Coding region: 37-759 (240 amino acids)
Biological process (GO): endosomal vesicle fusion; autophagy; vesicle-mediated transport
Cellular component (GO): membrane; cytoplasm
Source: RefSeq, a predicted model, not a curated record
AGAGAGAGAGAGAGAGAGAGAGAGAGAGAGAGAGAGAUGGUGCACAACGCCUAUGAUUCUUUCCUGUUGCUUAAAAGUUGCCCGGCAAGGAUCGAAUGUGCCGCGUCCUAUGGUCCAAAGCUCUUCCUCGGAUGCAUCGAUGGCUCCAUGAGGAUCUGUGCUCCAGAAUCCUCUGCUUCGACGUCGGAGAAGUCUUCACCAUUUGAUCGAGAAAGGACUUCGAUCAUGCGAGAGCCCUAUGUCGUUGAGAACACUAUGGUCGGGUUCUGGAAGAAGCCAUUGGUUGCCAUGGAGGUCUCGGCGUCAAGGGAGCUCUUGAUUUCACUGUCUGAAUCUAUAGCCAUCCAUCGCGUCCCAAAUCUGGAGGCAGUCGCUUUUAUAGGAAAGGCCAAGGGGGCUAAUGUCUAUGCUUGGGAUGAUCGGAGGGGGUAUUUGUGCUUUGGAAGGCAGAAGCGCAUUGGCAUUUUUCGGUAUGAUGGGGGCAGGGAAUUUUCAGAGUUGAAGGAUUUUGCAGUUCCGGAUGUGGUGAAGUCAAUGGCUUGGUGUGGUGAAAAUAUAUGUUUAGGGAUUCGAAAGGAAUACAUAAUACUAAACAGCACAAACGGGGCACUCUCUGAUGUGUUUUCUUCGGGGAGGAUUGCACCACCUUUAGUUGUCCCUCUUCCUUCUGGGGAGCUUCUCUUGGGAAAGGUGAAUCUCAAUUUGUCCUCUGUUUUGAACUUUCUGUUUGAUUAUUUAAUGCAAACAGUUCCAAAAUAGAAUAGCCAGAACUGACUAGCAGAAACAGGAUCACCCAAAACAGAGAAACCGAACAACUUAGGGAGAGAAUCAAUA